AUGCAUGGGUCUAGAAGUUGCAUCGAGAAGGAAAGAAAAGGCUUAUUGGCGCUCAAGGCUUAUGUGAAUGAAGAAUAUUCAUACGAUUGGUCCAGUGACACGAAGAGUGACUGUUGCCAAUGGGAAAGAAUCAAGUGUGAUCGUACAAGUGGACGUGUGAUCGGACUCUUCUUGAAUCAUACAUACAAGGAGGAUCCUUUCCAAAUGAAUCUUUCCUUGUUUUAUCCAUUUGAAGAAUUAAAGACUCUUAAGUUAAAUUGGUUUGGAAGUACAGGCUGGUUCGAUGAUAUCCAUGGUUACAAAAGCCUCGGGAGAUUGAGGAAACUUGAGAUCUUGGAUCUUGGUGACAACAUCGUUAAUAAUAGUGUCUUGCCCUUUCUGAAUGCCGCUUCAUCGCUUAAAACUUUGAUUCUUCAUGGAAACUAUAUGGACGGUAUUUUUCCGGUGAAAGAACUAAAAGACUUAAGAAAUCUAGAAAUGCUGGAUCUAAGUGGGAACUUGCUCAUUGGCCAUGUGCCAGACUUGUCACAUAUGCAUAAGCUCCAAGCUAUGGAUUUGAGUGAUAACAAAUUUUCUGGAUUAUUGGAAAACCAAGGACUUUGUAAAUUGAAACAUCUGCGGGAGCUUGAUCUGAGUCGGAACAAAUUUGUAGGUCAACUUCCUCAGUGCUUUGGUAACUUAACCCAACUCCAAGUUCUUGAUAUCUCUUCAAACAAUCUCAAUGGGACAAUUCCUUCUUUUAUCAGCGAUCUUGAUUCUCUUGAGUACUUAUCUUUCUUAGAUAAUGAGUUUGAGGGUUUCUUCUCUUUCGAGUUAAUCGCUAACCUCUCAAAGCUCAAGGUAUUCAAACUUUCAUCAAAGUCUAGUUUGCUGAAGAUAGAGACAGAAAUCUCAUGGCCACUGAGGUUUCAGUUGAGUGUCAUUGACUUGCAAUAUUGCAACUUGGAAAUAGUUCCUAGCUUUCUUCAUCACCAAAAAGAUUUGCGUCUAAUUAAUCUCUCCAACAACAAGUUGACCGGAAUAUCUCCAUCUUGGUUUCUUGAAAACUAUCCAAAACUUCAGGUUUUGCUUUUAAGGAACAGCUCUUUAACCAUCUUUCAACUUCCAAGACUACUUGUUCAUAGUUUGCAAGUCUUGGAUUUAUCAAUCAACAAGUUUGAUCAACGACUUCCAGAGCAUAUAGGACACGUACUACAAAAUACAAGACACUUAAAUCUUUCUAAUAAUGGGUUUCAAGGGGCUUUGCCAUCUUCUCUUGGUGAGAUGAAAAAGCUAUACUUUUUGGACCUAUCUCAUAAUAACUUCUCUGGUACUCUACCGAAGAAUUUUCGUGUUGGUUGUUACAAGUUGGGUAUUUUGAAGCUUUCAUACAACAGAUUUAGUGAACAAGUUUUCUCGCAGCCAACAAAGUUGGAGUCUCUGAUGGUUUUGAUUGCGGAUAACAAUCUAUUUACCAAGAUCGGAGAUGGGUUGCUUCAUUCAAAGGGUUUGAUAUUUCUCGACUUGUCAAAUAACUAUCUACAAGGUGUCAUCCCAAGAUGGUUUGGAGGCUUUUAUUUCUUGUAUCUUUCGGUUUCAAACAAUCUUCUUAAAGGUACAAUACCAAGAACCCUCUUUGACAUAUCGUUUAAAGUCUUGGACCUCUCUAGAAACAAUAUUUCAGGAAACUUGCCUUCACACUUCAAUGGUCGUCAGGGUAUGGGUCUGUUGUACCUCCAUGAUAAUGAGUUUAGUGGGGUGGUUCCAAGUACAUUGCUAGAAAAUGUCAUGUUACUUGAUCUGCGUAAUAACAAGUUAUCAGGGAAGAUCCCACACUUUGGCAGCAACAAAUAUGUUAUUUAUCUUUUGUUGAGGGGUAACACAUUAACCGGUCAUAUUUCUACUAGUCUUUGUGAGCUAAAGAGCAUCAAAGUCUUGGAUCUUGCCAACAACAAAUUGAAUGGGUCUAUACCUUCAUGUCUCAACAAUAUAUCAUUUGGAAGGAGCUUAGACUAUGAGAUAGAUCCUAAUCAUAGUGAUUCAUUUGGGAUUGCUAAUGGUGAAAAUGACCUAGAGGCGUAUUCGAGAUCCUUUGUUUCUAGGUUCUUGGAUUUACCACUUGAGCUUGAUAUAGAUUACUCAGGCUAUUUGGAGUUCACGGUCGAGUUUGCAUCAAAGAGAAGAUAUGAGUCUUACGGUGGAGAAAGUUUUGACUUCAUGUUUGGACUGGAUUUGUCGAGUAAUGAACUUAGUGGCGAAAUCCCGAAAGAGCUUGGAGAUUUUGAGAGACUACGUGCUUUGAAUCUGUCUCAUAAUUCUUUAUCAGGUUUAGUACCUGGAAGAUUCUCUAGUCUAAUGGAUAUAGAGAGCAUUGACCUUUCGUCCAACAUGUUGCAUGGAUCAAUACCUCAUGGUCUAACUAAGUUGGACUAUUUAGUUGUAUUUAAUGUGUCAUACAACAACAUGUCAGGCUCUAUUCCAAGUCAAGGCAAGUUUUUAACGUUGGAUGAAACCAAUUACAUUGGUAAUCCUUUUCUAUGUGGAUCACCGGUAAAUAGAAGUUAUGAUGAUAACAACACUACUGGUUUCAAGGAAACAGAUUAUCAAAGCAUAGAUGGUGAAUAUGCAAUAGAUAUAGAGACUUUCUACUGGAGCCUUGCAGCCACCUACGGUGUAACAUGGAUGGCAUUUAUUGUGUUUGUUUGCUUUGAUUCACCUUUGCGCCGACUCUGGUCUUGCCGUGUUGAUGCUUUUAUCAAUUUGUUCAAAUGUGUUUGA
This is a messenger RNA of Microthlaspi erraticum, 2757 nucleotides long. The record is from the annotation of a GenBank genome assembly. NCBI's taxonomy places the organism in Eukaryota, Viridiplantae, Streptophyta, Magnoliopsida, Brassicales, Brassicaceae.